Chrysoperla carnea is the source of this 1459-nucleotide messenger RNA. RefSeq lists its product as uncharacterized. Lineage: Eukaryota; Metazoa; Arthropoda; Insecta; Neuroptera; Chrysopidae. Bases 20 to 838 code for a protein of 272 amino acids. The transcript has 2 exons. The record is from RefSeq and is a predicted model, not a curated record.
AUUAUUAAAUAUUGAUAAAAUGGAGAAAAUAGCACAAGAAAAUGCAAAGAUAUUUAUAAAUUGGUAUAAGGAUUUAAUAGAAAAUCAUCGCGAACGAUUGUUCGCAUAUCUCGGACCAACUAUACAUUUAGAUUGGUUUGGACGUAGUUGUGUUGGUUGUAAAAAAGUUACGAAGUUAAUCAAUAGUUUAGAUCCAUUACGGCAUAUUAUCGAAAAUAUUGAACCACGAAAACAUCUAACAUAUCGUAAUAUGAAAAAUAUACAGCCGAAAUUAUUACAUAAAGAACAAGGAGAUUAUGACGACAUACAUCACGAUAGUACAAAAUACAUUGAUCCUGAAGAUUUUGAUGAUGCAUAUUAUGAUACAAAUAAAAUGUCGGUAGAAUAUGCCGACAAUAUUGUUAUACCACAUUCAAUUCCCACAAUGAUGGAUGCUCAAUUAUCAGAACCUAUACAACCGUCUGAAGAUGAUUUUCAUACACCAGAAAAAACAACAGUUUUAAUUGAUGUACCGUUAGAAAAUGGUGGCGGGGAUGGUGGACGAAUUUCUAUGAAAUAUGUUGUAGCCAGUGGAUAUAUAGAAACAAUAUCAUCAUCGACGACAUCACCAAGUUGUUCAACUUCCGCGAUGGAGAUAGUCGGUGGUGAUACGAAUAAACAAUUUUUAAAAUUAAAAAUAGCUUAUAGUGAAGAUCCAGUAAGCAACGAGUACACAAUUUGGUACAUUAUUUAUGAAAAUAAAAACAAGUGUCGGCGUAAUUUGAUGACUCAAUUUGAAAAUGCUUAUAAUGAAGAUGUAAAGAAAACAAAUUCGGGUACUCCCAAUCAAAGUUUUUGAUUUUUACACUUUUUCUUUUCUUUCAUUCUGUGAUAAUGUUAAAUAAAUAAAAUCUAUAACAAUUAUUGAAGGUGUUUUUAAAAAAAUGGAAUUAAUUUGUUAUAUGCUCAUAAUUACACUAUCAACGAUGACGUCACGACGUGUGAUACGGAUUCUCGUCGAUAAUAUAGUAGUAGACCCAAAGUGGACCACUUACUGAAGUUGAAGUUUUCGCACCAGAAUGAAUAAACAUUAUGGUAGGUCCACACGAUAUACCAACUUCACACAGACUUUUAUAAUAGAAUUAAUAGAAUUUUGUCUAUUUUGUCUGCGCAAAAAAUCAGUGCAAACAAAAUCGGUAUGAUGGUAUGACGAAUAUUCUAUAGUCUGUGUGAAGUUGGUAUCGUGUCGACCUACCAUUAAACUGAUCACUCUUUGCUUUCGUACAGAAGAAUAAAAAAGGAUUAAGUUUAAAUCACUAAAAUAAAGGCUAACAAAAUGGUUGCCAAAACUGUAUAGCUCAAUGACUGUCAUUCACUUAUAAAACUUGCGAAUUAAUACUUUCUGUCCAAUUUUUUUUAUCAUUGGCAAUCUACUUGGGGUCAUACUUCUCACUUUUUGAGCACUGUUAGAAGUGCAUAU